AGUUGGUGGCAGAAGCUUCUUCUUACCAGCAAUGAUUACGGCGAUGGCAUUUUAUGCCUCGAUUAUGGGAAGUUAUACCUGAUAUUAAAAAAAAGCUUAAUCUUGAUUGACUUAUCAUUUGAACUCAUUGGACCGUAAAACAUCGAGGGGUCAGCUUAUCAGUAGCUUCUGAUAGAGACUGAUUUGGAGAUGGAAUUACCAGCCGAUAAAAGUACGGCUAGAAAAGAUUGCGACGCUUAGUCGACCUCGUUCUUCUGCCGAAUAAUGAACAUUAAAUGCUUGUUAGCUGCCAUUACCCUGCUGGGGCUGUCGUGCGUUGUAACCGCACAAAAACCGUUGCUAUGCUAUUAUGGCAGCUGGGCGCACUACCGCUCAGGACGGGGUCAAUUCACCGUGGAUAAUAUCGAUCCUUGGCUCUGCACCCAUGUGAUCUAUUCUUUCGUCGGAAUAAACGAGGAUGGAACCAUAGCCAUUUUGGAUUACUGGCUGGACGUUGACCUGGGAAACAUGCGCAGGUUUAAUGAUUUGAAAUACACAAAUCCAAGCUUGAGAACGUUGGUUGCCGUUGGUGGGUACAGCGUGGGAUCGGAAAUAUUUUCCCGUGUUGCUGCCAGUGCGGACCUGAGAUGGCGAUUCGCAGAGUCGGCAAGAGAUUUUUGCUUCCAGUAUGGAUUCGAUGGUAUUGAUAUGGACUGGGAAUACCCUGGGCAGCGGGGAGGCGAUCCGUAUAAUGAUCGAGCUAACUUCGUCCUGAUGCUUGACGCGCUCAGACAAGUGCUUUCAGCCAGUGGCCUGAUGCUAACGGCAGCCGUCGGAGCUCCUCAGAAUAUUGCAGAAAUAUCGUACGACAUUCCGGGGAUUUCCCAGCACUUGGAUUACAUCAAUUUGAUGACUUAUGACUACAACGGCGCGUGGGACUCUGUCACCGGUCACAACGCACCCCUCUUCGAGGGUCCAUCGGAUGGGACAGAUUUUCAGAGAACUUUGAAUGUGCAUCACAGCGUGAUGUAUUGGCUGUCGCAGGGAGCUCCGGCAAGUAAGUUGAUACUGGGUAUUCCUAUCUAUGGUAGGACGUUUACGUUGCAGGAUUCCGGCAAUUAUUGGCUGCGCGCUGGUUCGAGUGGUCCGGGAGUUGCCGGUUCGUACACGCAGGAAUCUGGAUCAUUGGCUUAUUUUGAGAUUUGUCCGUAUUUCACGCGGAAAUGGGUUCGCCAUUGGGAGGACAAUCAGAAAAUAGCAUUCGGAGUGACGGGGAAUCAAUGGAUUGGAUACGAUGAUGUUGAUAUGACCUGGAUUAAGUGUGGCUACGUUCAUGAGCAUGGUUUAGCCGGAGCAAUGGUUUGGUCACUUGAACAAGAUGAUUUUCAUGGUUACUGCGGAUCGGUAAAUCCGAUAAUGAGCACUAUCCGGCAGUGUUUCUCGUAGACUGGUUUCAUGUCUAGGAUUAAACUUAUUAUUUGCAUUGAAAAUAUUUUGUAGAAA
This is a messenger RNA of Wyeomyia smithii (pitcher-plant mosquito), 1482 nucleotides long. RefSeq names its product chitinase-3-like protein 1. The transcript is spliced from 4 exons. NCBI's taxonomy places the organism in Eukaryota, Metazoa, Arthropoda, Insecta, Diptera, Culicidae. Gene Ontology annotation, biological process: chitin catabolic process; carbohydrate metabolic process. The record is from RefSeq and is a predicted model, not a curated record. Gene Ontology annotation, molecular function: chitin binding; chitinase activity. Gene Ontology annotation, cellular component: extracellular region. The coding region runs from base 265 to 1425 and encodes 386 amino acids.